Messenger RNA from Bemisia tabaci, 462 nucleotides. The record is from RefSeq and is a predicted model, not a curated record. Lineage: Eukaryota; Metazoa; Arthropoda; Insecta; Hemiptera; Aleyrodidae.
GCAGCGGUCCACAGCAGCCGAGAACCUCGCUGAGCUGUUGGGCAGUUUGCUGAGCAGCCAUCUUGGAAAACGGGUAAAUCCACCAGAAUUUACCAACGCUUUCGUUGAGCUCAACGCUCAGCGGGUAAUUUUCGUUGGGCAGUUGUGGACUUUAACAACGCAUCUAAACGCGAUCUAUUUUUUUUUCAAUGAUGUUGUAAGUAAAAGUAAACCAAUGAAUUGUGUAAACAUUUAUAGCAGUAGUAUAUUCAUGUUUUCAGAUCUUCUCUAUCGCCUUCAGUUAUUAUGUGUGCAUAGUGCACAAGUACUUUCUGCGAAUAUUUCUGGGUCCAGCAUUUUGUGCUGUACAACAUUUCACCGUGAAGAAAAGGACUUUCAGGUGAACUUUAUAACUGGGGAAAAUGGCCAACAAACUUCAUGAAGGCAACUCAGUCGCAGAAAGAAGAUUACGACCUAUCUAUG